Carica papaya (papaya) is the source of this 942-nucleotide messenger RNA. Its product is annotated as early nodulin-like protein 3. The record is from RefSeq and is a predicted model, not a curated record. Gene Ontology annotation, molecular function: electron transfer activity. NCBI's taxonomy places the organism in Eukaryota, Viridiplantae, Streptophyta, Magnoliopsida, Brassicales, Caricaceae. Gene Ontology annotation, cellular component: plasma membrane.
UCUUCAACUUCCAUAAAAGAAAUUCUCAAGCUUCCUCCACAUUAUUCUUCUCGAUCACUCUGUGUUCGCUUAAUAUCUCUGUAUAUAAUAUAUAUAUAUACGCAGGUUAAAACACCAAAGUCCCCAUAUUUGGAUUCUGUCAUCCGUCUCCAUUUUUCCAAGAUGGAGUUGCAGAGAUAUCUCUUGGUUUUCUUUGUUUUAAUGGCUUCAUGUCUUGUUUAUUCUUCCCACGGGUAUAAAUUCUAUGCGGGUGGAAGAGAUGGGUGGGUGUUGCACCCUUCUGAAGAUUACAAUCACUGGGCUGGAAGAAGCAGAUUUCAAGUCAAUGACAUCAUCGUUUUCAAGUACAAGAAAGGAUCGGACUCAGUUUUGGUGGUGGGGAAAGAUGAUUACAACAACUGUAACACGAAGAAUCCGAUUAAGAAAAUGGAAGAUGGAGAUUCUGUUUUCAAGUUUGAGCACUCUGGACCUUUCUUCUUCAUUAGUGGAGAGAAAGAUAACUGCAAAAAAGGACAGAAACUCAUCGUUGUUGUCAUGGCCGUGAGGAGUCCUAAGUCAUCUCCUGCUCCUGCAACUUCCCCUGUUUCUCAUCCUCCCAAGUCAUCCAUGGCGCCAUCUCCUCAUACAAACCCUCCUGCAUCAUCUUCUUCCCCAAUAACCAGUCCUCCCUCUGAAGCUCCAUCUCCAACGGCACAACCUCCAGUAGGGUCUCGUCCUCCAUCACAGAGAGGUGAGUCGACUCUGUCACCGGCACCGUCGUCGUCGCAGUCCGGCACGCCGUCUGAUAUCUCCGCCCCAGCUCCGGCGCCGAGCAAGUCACCGGAAACCACGAGGCGUUACUCGGGCUUGUUGGGUUUAUCAGUUGGUGUGGUUUUGAGUGUGGUUUUGGGUGCUUAAAUGAAUAAACUUAUUAAAUUCAUGGGUUUUUUUUUUUUUUUAAAA